AAUUAAUUAGUGUACAAAUGUAUAUAGUGGAUGUGUUGUGAGCUAUUUCUUCUGUGGUUAUUGAUCAGAGGAUUCAGUUAUUGGUGAAAAGGUAACUGCUAUUGGUAACAGUUCUUCUGUUUGGAUUAUUUUUGGAUUGACUUUGGAAUCACCAAAGUUACCAAAACAUCACCAAUUUUCCGCUAGUAGUUAAUAUUUAGUAAUUAAGUGGAAAAUAGCUAAAUAUUAACAAUGGCAGAAGCUAUGAAGCAAACAGUGUCUUCGAUGUUAAAAGGAAUCGAAAGAUAUAAUCCAGACAAUCUUCCAACCCUUGAAAAAUAUGUGGAAAUUCAAUCACGUGAAAAUGCUUAUGAUUUAGAAGCCAAUUUGGCUGUGUUAAAACUUUAUCAAUUUAAUCCGCAGAGUUUCAAUGUAAAUAUCACAUGUCAGAUUUUACUGAAAGCACUAACAAAUUUCCCACAUACUGACUUUAUUUUAUGUAAAUGUCUUCUUAAUGAAAAGCAGCUUGCCUUAGAAUCAAUCACUCAAAUCAUGUAUUUGGGCGAUAUUCUGGAGCAGUGUGAUUUUCAACUAUUUUGGACAAUUGUUAGUACAAAACCAGAGUUGAUCCAAAAAAUCACUGGAUUUUUUGACUCUAUAAGGAAGUUUGUAUGCCAUGUAGUGGGAAUAACGUAUCAAAGAAUUGAACGUAGUCACUUGUCUGAACUUUUGGGAGAUGUAGAUGAUAUUACAUUAAAACAUUGGGUUAGAAAAUAUGGUUGGCAUGAAGAUGGAAAUUUGGUUUUCAUAGCUAAUCAAGAUGAAAACAUCAAAACCAAGAAUAUUAAUGAGAAGAUCGAUUUUGAAAGUGUUGGAGCUAUAAUGGCAUCUUGUCGAUAAUGAUUUUAUGAAAAAUAAACGUUUUUCUGUAUUA
Messenger RNA from Agrilus planipennis (emerald ash borer), 913 nucleotides. It is a transcript of the gene eIF3k, whose product is annotated as eukaryotic translation initiation factor 3 subunit K. Gene Ontology annotation, biological process: regulation of translational initiation. Gene Ontology annotation, cellular component: cytoplasm; eukaryotic translation initiation factor 3 complex. The coding region runs from base 232 to 879 and encodes 215 amino acids. The transcript is spliced from 3 exons. NCBI's taxonomy places the organism in Eukaryota, Metazoa, Arthropoda, Insecta, Coleoptera, Buprestidae. The record is from RefSeq and is a predicted model, not a curated record. Gene Ontology annotation, molecular function: ribosome binding; translation initiation factor activity.